AUGCGGCCCAUUCUCUUGUCGGGUCACGAGCGUUCGCUCACCCAGGUCAAGUUCAACCGCGAAGGUGACCUUCUCUUCUCGGUCGCAAAGGACCCCACCAUCAAUGCUUGGUUCUCGCACAAUGGCGAGCGUCUCGGCACCUAUGAGGGCCACAACGGUACCGUCUGGACCGUCGACGUAGACUCCACCUCCACUCUUCUUGUCUCUGGCUCCGCCGACAACCAGAUGCGCCUUUGGGAGGUGGCAACCGGCAAGUGCCUCUUCGUCUGGGAGUUCACCACCGCCGCCAAGCGGGUCGCCUUCUCAGAAGACUGCACACAGGUUCUCGUCGUCACAGAACAGCGCAUGGGCUUCCGAGGCUCGUUGCGUGUCUUCCGCAUCAACCGUGACCCUGCCAGCUGGACCCAGCAGGACUCUGAACCUAUUCGCACCAUCACCUUUUCCGGUCCCAAGGCGGUCGUUGCAGCCUUCGCCCCAUGCGACCAGUACAUCGUCACCGGCCAUGAGGACGGCAAGGUCGCACUCUACUACCACGACGACAAGGAGCCCGAGAGCGGAAUCGACGCCGAGCUGGAGGAGAACUCGACCAAGGCACACACCGAGAUCCUUUCGGAUCUUCAGAUGAGCGCCGACCGCACCUACUUUGUCACCUCGUCCCGAGACAAGACGGCGAAGCUCAUCGACUCCAAGACAUUGCAGGUGAUCAAGACAUACGCCACCGAGACACCCUUGAACAGCGCUUCGAUUCACCCCACCAAGCCAUAUGUCAUUGUCGGAGGUGGUCAGGAUGCCAUGAACGUCACCACCACGUCGGCGAGGCAAGGUCGAUUUGAGACCCGAUUCUGGCACAAGGUCUUCGAGGAGGAGUGCGCCCGUCUCCCAGGUCACUUCGGCCCCAUCAACACCAUCGCCAUCCACCCUGCCGGUACCGCAUAUGCGUCAGGUGGUGAGGACGGUUACGUCCGUGUCAACUGGCUCGACCCUGGUUUCUUCAACACCAAGCUCUAUGGCGCUGACCUCGAGCUAGCCCUCGAGGACCAAUAG
Kalmanozyma brasiliensis GHG001 is the source of this 1044-nucleotide messenger RNA. Its product is annotated as WD40 repeat. The coding region runs from base 1 to 1044 and encodes 347 amino acids. Gene Ontology annotation, cellular component: cytoplasm; eukaryotic translation initiation factor 3 complex, eIF3m. The transcript has a single exon. NCBI's taxonomy places the organism in Eukaryota, Fungi, Basidiomycota, Ustilaginomycetes, Ustilaginales. Gene Ontology annotation, biological process: cytoplasmic translational initiation. Gene Ontology annotation, molecular function: protein binding; RNA binding; translation initiation factor activity. The record is from RefSeq and is a predicted model, not a curated record.